Messenger RNA from Phytophthora nicotianae INRA-310, 2312 nucleotides. RefSeq lists its product as hypothetical. The record is from RefSeq and is a predicted model, not a curated record. The transcript has a single exon. Lineage: Eukaryota; Oomycota; Peronosporomycetes; Peronosporales; Peronosporaceae. Bases 112 to 2154 code for a protein of 680 amino acids. Gene Ontology annotation, molecular function: ATP binding; nucleic acid binding.
AGAGAAGCGACAGCCACCCGAUUUACUCUCCGUCGGGUCUCCUGCACUGCGCUCGUGCGUCGGUAGCCGCUCGUGCUCACUCUUCAUCCUCAGCUUGCUGUGUUGUCCGAGAUGCUGCCGCUCGCUGUUUCACUCCGCCGCUUGGCCGGCCGCUCGGCCGCAAUGGCCUUGCGUCGCGCUACGCCAACGGCGUCCCGCUCCUCUAUGCGCGUGUUCGCGGCCGUGCCAGGCCACGCAUCGGCUGCCUGGUACUCUUCGGCGCCGCUGGACUUUGGCACGGACGGAGCUGCCGCCUUGGAGUUGGAGGAUGGCGAAGAGGUCGUGCUGGAGCCGCUGCAGGGCUUUGUGGACCAGAAACCCAUCGAGGACUUUGAUCUAUCGCAGGAGACGCAGAGUAACUUGCACCGCGCCGGCGUGACGCACCUGUUCCCGGUGCAGACGCAGUCGUUCGACGUGAUGAUGAAGGGCGCGGACAUCAUGGGCCGCUCCAAGACUGGCUCGGGCAAGACGCUGGCCUUCGCACUGCCUAUCAUCGAGACUAUUUUGGCCAACCGCAAGAACACGCGCAACCCACAGGCGCUCGUGCUGUUGCCCACGCGCGAGUUGGCGCAGCAGGUGCACGACGAAGUACGGCGCGUGGCCCCGCAGCUACGCACGGUCAAUGUUGUGGGCGGUGUGUCCUACACUGUCCAGGAGAACCACCUGCGUCGCGGCGUGGAUAUUCUUGUCGGUACGCCCGGCCGCAUCAUGGACCUGGUGGACAAGGGAUCGCUGUCCCUUGAUGACGUCGACGUGUCUGUCCUGGACGAGGCCGACAUGAUGCUCAAGUUCGGCUUCCAGGAGGCUGUGGAGACCAUUCUGGGCUGGGUGCCCGAAGGCGGCCAGACCGUCAUGUGGUCGGCCACCUUCCCCAAGUGGGUCAGCUCGAUGGCCAGCAAGUUCCUUAAGGACCCAGUGAACAUUGAUCUUGUGGGCGACAAUGAUAACCAGGUGCCGGCCACCGUGGCCCACAAGGCCAUCAAUGCGCCCAUGCGCGACCGUAUCCAGGUGCUCGAGAACGUGCUGCGUCUGCACGCACACGACGGUCAGACACUGGUGUUCACUGAGACGAAGCAGGAAGCGGACGAGAUUGCCAACUCGCUGCCUGGCCAGGACGCGCGUGCGCUGCACGGCGAUCUGUCGCAGGGUAUGCGUACGUCCACGAUGAACGGCUUCCGCAGCGGCCACGUCAAGACGCUAGUGUGCACGGACAUUGCUGCGCGUGGCCUGGACAUUGCCAACGUGGAGCUCGUGGUACAGUACCGUCUUCCCAGCGACAAGGAGAGCUUCGUACACCGUGCUGGACGUACCGGCCGUGCUGGCCGCUCGGGCACCAACAUCGUGUUCUUCGACCGCAACGACACGAGCGACGUGCUGGACUUUGAGCGCCGCUACAAGUUCAAGUUCACGCAUGCAGCCCCGCCUCGCCCCGAGCAGAUGAUGACUGGAGCACUCGAGGAUGUGAACAAGCAGCUUACAUCAUUGCCGAAGGCGAACGCGCAGCUGUUCGAUGAAGCUGCUCAGGCCAUGAUUGAGGAACAGGGACCGGGUGUGCUGAGCGCUGCGCUUGCGCUUCUGUGCGGCUUCGACUCGAAGAAGCUGACGUCGCUUUCGAUGCUGACGGGCCGCUACCGUACGCAGACGGUGGAGGUGGAAGGUGUGCAGAACGCGCGUGAGCUCAACCGUCUGCUGUCGACCUUCAUGGACGACCGUGUGGACAUCUACCCGGUGGAAGGAGGCAAGCUUGUGUUUGACAUCCCGCAGGGCAAACUGGAGGAUCUACAGGCGCACCUGUCCGCUACGGCCGAUGACGAAGUGACGGUGACUGCCGCUGUGGAAUUCCCACGCCUGCUGAUCGACAGAGCCGGCCGCAACAACAACAACGGUGGCCGCUUCGGCCAGCGUGGCGGCCGCAACAACUCGCGCGGCUUCUCUAACAACCGCUUCAACAACAACAGACGCGACGGUGGUAACAACCGCUUCGGAGGCAACAAGGGCGGCAACAAUUGGAGACGCAACGACCGUCGUAACAGCGGCCGCGACUUUGACUCGUCUUUCUCCAAGGGCCGUUCCUCGAACCGCAACAACUUCGGCCGCUUCACCGACGGGUGGUAAGGUAAAGCAAGCCGAUGCAUUUAGGGAAUGACUGUAUUUUAGAUAGUGAGAACCACAGCUAGACAUGCCCAGAGGCAGCCAGCAUUCGGUUGUGAUUUUGAUUUGACAGAGCAACGGAUAUUCAGCCAAAUGACAACCAAAACAACUUCAACUUCAGA